Molecule: messenger RNA, 216 nt
Organism: Penicillium brevicompactum
Lineage: Eukaryota; Fungi; Ascomycota; Eurotiomycetes; Eurotiales; Aspergillaceae
Exons: 2
Coding region: 1-216 (71 amino acids)
Biological process (GO): outer mitochondrial membrane organization
Source: RefSeq, a predicted model, not a curated record
AUGGCAAAUCUUCCUAACCUGCGACGCCUCUUUGUUGAGGCGAGAACGGAGGCUGAAGAGAACGAGUACUCUAGAAAGGCUGCAAGUCGCCCGGUUGUCUCUUCAUUCCAUUUCGCUGACAUCAAGCAGUUCUACAAUCUUGUGCUCUUCAUCUCUUCAGUGGCCAUCUUCAGCUUAACUGCCCAACGCAUGAGUGGACCGAAAAGUGCACGAUAA